AUGACAUCUUCCUCACAUUUCUACCACACAAACUCGCUCAUUCACUGCUCGCAGAAGCACAACGGCUGUGCUGGAGCUGCGAUGGUGACAACGCGCCGACGAUCCCAGACGAUUGAGCCUCCUGCAUUACUGCCCGUCGCCGCACCGAAACGCAAGCGCAAGAACGAUGCCGCAUCUGCCUCAAGCGCAGCACAGCCACCAAAGCAGCCUCCGUCAAAGCGUCGAAGAAACGAGAGAGGCUCUGCGAAUAGGGAUAGACCAACCGCGCCGACAGCGUCUACGCCGACAAGACCAGCACCGAAGAAGGCCAGGUUAUCGAGGAAGGAGAGGAUCUCAAAUCACAAUUCACAACAGCAAGGAGAAGAUGAAGGAGUGAAGAAUAAUCGGCCCAAGACAGGUGGCACAAGCUUCGCUGGUUCGAGACAUCAUGCGCACUUGGACUUGACAAACGACCAUGAAUCAAGUGAAGACGAGACGGUACGGCGGCCCUGUCCUACAGCUUCUCAAGAUGCAGACGAUGAUGCCGACUCGCGAUACGCAUUGGACUCGAAGCGCAAGGGUAGGACAAAGAAGCCAGUAGCAGCGACUGCACGGCGGACAGCAGAGCUCAAAUUCGAAGAGGAUGGCUUAGAGGAAGUUGAUAAAGCCGAAGCAGCUGUUGCCGAUGCGAGGAGACAGACGUUCGCUCAAGUCAGUAAGCGUAGUCCCUUGACUUCCACUCUGGUCAACAAUGGCGUCUCAGGCAGAUCGGGCGAGGACCACACACCUCAAGUGAACAAGAAACGGCAGGACAAGGCGCAACGGAAGACUGCCCCACCAACGGGUGUACCCUCCAAAAUCGUCAUGUUCACGGUUGUCGAAGCUAUUGAGGCUCUGUCGUUGUAUCAAGAGGGCACCAUGUCCGUUCCUGUGAAGGUCGAUCCUCACUCGCGCCGGCCCUACGAACCUCUCCAAACAGGAGAAUACUUCUCCUAUCCAGUAAAGGGCACGUAUCACCUAGGAUCCACUGGGCGAUAUGGUGUUGAUACCGUACCGCCACUUCCCUUCUCGUUGACUGUGCCAUUGUCUGAGCACUCUUUCAUCCACCGCACUCAAGAAGCAUCCGCUACAUCAACCACUAGACGUGGUCUCGGCUUCGAUAGCGCUCUCACAAGCCAGCCUAAAGCUACACCUGUACGACGCCCAAACAACUACUGUUUCACCUUUGGUAAAUACAAAGGUCGCCGUAUGGACGGCGUGCCUGUCGAGUAUCUCCGCUCCAUCCGCGAUGGCGACGAAUACUACAACGACAGAAAGCUACAGCAAGCCUUCGAAGACCUGUACCCCAAGGGUCUGUACGAGUCCGAAGCCGAGAGCUACACGUUCGAAAAAGGGGGGUUCAAAGGUAAGAGACUCGAUGAGGUACCUAAGACGUAUCUCUGGGGCUUGCUGAGGAAGGCGAAAGAAGACCAACUGCCGAAGAAGGGAAAGGGCAGGCUGGAAAGGGCAUUGGAGGUCUGGGAAAAGGGGCAGUUGGAUCUUACCAAGGACUGA
This is a messenger RNA of Ascochyta rabiei, 1533 nucleotides long. RefSeq lists its product as uncharacterized. Bases 1 to 1533 code for a protein of 510 amino acids. The record is from RefSeq and is a predicted model, not a curated record. The transcript has a single exon. NCBI's taxonomy places the organism in Eukaryota, Fungi, Ascomycota, Dothideomycetes, Pleosporales, Didymellaceae.